Molecule: messenger RNA, 1896 nt
Organism: Emericellopsis cladophorae
Lineage: Eukaryota; Fungi; Ascomycota; Sordariomycetes; Hypocreales; Bionectriaceae
Exons: 4
Coding region: 1-1896 (631 amino acids)
Source: RefSeq, a predicted model, not a curated record
AUGGCCACGCAAUGGGCCGCGAGACAGGCUGCCGUGGCCAGUGUCCUGGCCGAGGGUGUCGCCUCCUCCUCCACGUUGGUAUCACGAGCCGCCCAGGAGGCCGCCGCGGCGGCAGACAAUACGACCAGCAUUAUCGAGGACCUGCAGUUCUCGUCCAUCAAAUCGAUACGGACGUCCAUCAUCACGCUGGCGAGCUUCAACGUCUUGGCGGCGGCCGUGACCUUGGCCUGCAUCGUAUGGGACUGCUACCUCGCCGCGAAGAGGAAGGAUCAGGCCUUCAAGAUCAGGUGGCGACACGUUGGCGCUCCCCAGGUCUACCCAUUCGUCCUGUGUUUGAGCAUCAUCGCCCAGGGAAUCAUCUUUGCGACGGCGCAGGCGCAAGGCCUCGCUGCGCUCAGGCUUGAUAACUGCGUCGCCUUGUCCCAGACGAUGAUGCCUGCCACCUUUCUCGUCCCCUUCACUCAGCUCAUCUUGGGACUCGAAACCACAAUCCGAUCAGUGCUGCCAAAACCCUUCCCGUCUCAGCGGGCAUGGAACGUCCCCCUCUGCAUAGUGAUCAUCGCAGCUGGGCUGUUCGCGCUAUGGGGCGUGACGCUUUCUUUCAAACCUCCCGCGCUGUGCUUCGCCUCUCUGUUCUGGUUCACGCAAGCAUGGCGGCCCGUCUGCUUGGGCCUUUUUGUCGCCAUAGCUAGCACCCUGCUCAUCGCGGCAUGCGUCGUCUUGCUGCGGCUGCGCUACUCGGCCAAAACGCCUAGCAUGGACAGAAUGGCCGCUUCGCACAUGGUCUACUAUAUGAUCAUUGCCGCCAUCUCCAACGCUUUGUUGACGCCCUUCUUUUUCAGCAUCACCUUUGCCGAUGCCAACUCCCUGAACAACGACCCGACCGAGCUCUCAACAGUCUCGUCCAUUGUCGCCAACCUGUCAGGCCUGCUGACAGGCGGUUUAUAUCUGUUCCUCCGCGGAGGGCGCAGGCUCAUGCAGCCUUUUGCUCAACGCACUGACCUCCCCGAAAAGGGCGACGAUAUCUUGGGUUCGAACAAGCUCGGCUAUGCUUUUGACCACGACGACCGCCCCAAAACAUCUUCCUCGACGUACUCGAGCGGAGGCAGUAGGGUCACAACAUUGAACCAGCCGUUUGCUUCCACAUCGUAUGGACAUGGAGGACGGCACGAGUCGACCAUCAGCCGCUUCUUCGCCAUGCCCAUCAAAGGUCUUAUGAGUCGGGGCUCUUCCGCACAGCACUCCCUUCGCGCAUCCUCUGCCAUGUCUCUUGCUGCGCACGAGCCCGCAGACUACGCGCGGGAGGACGUUCUGCUUCCCUCGACAACAUAUACGCGCGAGUCCUCCCAGGCUACCUCUGCGCUGCCAAACGACAAACUCCUCGUCCCCCCACCCCUUUUCCAUGCCCCAGCGGGAUUCUCCCACAAUCGGGGAUCUUCUCUCUGCUCUACGGCCACACUGCAGAUCGGCCUGCGCAUAUCAAACGUGAACGAUUGCCGACGACCGUCGAAAGCAGACACACACGCGCAGUACAACAAAAGGCCCACGUCUCCCCUCUUGGUCCCGCCCGUGGCGGCCCUGAAGAGGACGGGUACGCCGGCUCCCGCUGCUAUCGCAGUGCCACGGAUCCCUCACCACGCCAAGCAGGAGAGCAUCUCCACCGUCUCGCUGAACAAGGAGCUCCCCGAGGUGCCGGCGCAGACGCCCGUGUACGUGGACGCACCGGUCCAACUAGCCCCUUCGGUGUAUUCGCCGACCAGACAGCCGGCCAAAACCAGGCUGGCGAGUCCCAAGGGCGUUGGCUUUCAUGGUGUGGGUUCGGAGAGGAAUAUGCCCCCUGGCGCAAGCCCGGAGCUCGCCAAGGGGAGCGAUGAUGAUCGGGCGGAGUGGAUUUGA